Symsagittifera roscoffensis is the source of this 1030-nucleotide messenger RNA. RefSeq lists its product as uncharacterized. Bases 35 to 997 code for a protein of 320 amino acids. The record is from RefSeq and is a predicted model, not a curated record. NCBI's taxonomy places the organism in Eukaryota, Metazoa, Xenacoelomorpha, Acoela, Convolutidae. The transcript is spliced from 4 exons.
GUUGUGAUAAACUUAUUAAAUAGUAGCGCAUGGUAUGAGUAAUAGGAAGAGGAAACACGUGUACGCUCCCAAACCACACCUGACCAUCGCAGAAGACGCCACGGGGUAUCUGUUCACCACUCGUAAUGAGUCAUCCACGAAGGCUGCUCGGGAAGCAAUCAGACUCCUAGUCAGUGUGACGAGAGGCAGACCGAGCUGUGGGCCUCCCGCAGAGGGCAAAGGCUCACAGGUUAGCAAUCAAGAAGAUCAAACUGAAAAAGAAGAAAUUAAUGACGAGGAGGAUGAGAAAAGGAGUAAAAAGAACGGAGAGGGUAAUGGGGAUGACGACGGGGAGGAUGGCGAAGACACGGCGGAAGAUUCCGGAGAUGAUAUCGAGCAGUUGAUCGCAAGAGAGAAAGCGGAGUUCACCGAAGAGCGACAGAAACAGUCGAAGGCUGCGAGACACAUCAAGACAAUCAAGAACCACGCUUUCAUCCACUGUUUACUCACCCACGUUCAACCUCAACACUCUCUGCGUAUCUUCAUGAAAGAUUUCACCCAGAAAGAGGCCAAGUUUCUGAACAAGUGUUACCCUGUGUUUGCGGUGAGUCGCUUGAGUGAAAUUGAGAAGGGCGUGAACAAGUUCGAAGAAUCUCUCAAAGUGUUUGUGGGACAUUCAACUAUGGAGCAAUCUGGAACAGAGGAUGGACCGAAGGAGGGCUUCUCUCUCGAAGGAAGUAAGGAGUUCAGCUGGAGUGUGUGCCACGAAGUGAAGAACUCCGACUUCUUCAAAUUUGACUCCCUGACUGUGCCUGUGAAACAGAUGCUCUGGCGCCUCUUCCCUCUCAGCCAAUCAGUGAGUGAGCCCAAACAGGCAGACCACGUGAUCAAACUGAUGAUAGUGAAACAGUUCUGCUACUUCUCUUUUCUAUUCAACUUCAACAAGUAUAACAAGUAUGUCUUGUCAUCGCCCCACGCCAAUGCCAACUCCUCAAAACUGUCUGCGAAGUUGGAUUGAAAAUAUUUCACUGUUGAUAGUUUGUUACUGAUA